Messenger RNA from Sinocyclocheilus anshuiensis, 2254 nucleotides. It is a transcript of the gene eva1ba, whose product is annotated as eva-1 homolog Ba (C. elegans). The record is from RefSeq and is a predicted model, not a curated record. The coding region runs from base 1565 to 2065 and encodes 166 amino acids. NCBI's taxonomy places the organism in Eukaryota, Metazoa, Chordata, Actinopteri, Cypriniformes, Cyprinidae. The transcript is spliced from 3 exons.
UGCUGUGGUCGUCUUAUUGUGAAAAAGACAAGAAUUAUCACCAGAUAUGACAGUCUCUGGACUUGUAAUUUAUAUUAAUAGAUACAUUACUAUAAAAUAUUAAAGUUAUUUUUCCAAGUUAAAAUAUUAUUUAGUAAGACUCUAGGAACCUGACCACAUGGGGUUGCACCAACAAGAUAUAUUUUUAAGGGUCAGAUCAGGUAGAAAGAGCCCCUAACUGUACAUUUAAACAUUUAAACUUUGACCAUGUGCCUAUAGUUAGCUCAAACGAAUAAAUUAUGUUCUCCGAGCCUUACUAAUGUCCCCAGACGUCAGAACAUAGAUUGGUAUUUUCCCCUUUGCUUUGUCAAGUUUAAAUGCAACAUCUGCUUUGGAGCAGAACAUGAGGUCAGAGAAAGAAAACCGCUGAUGUUGGAGUGACAGGAUCGCAUGAGGGCAGGAGGCCUGCAAAUAAUUUCCUCCUCAGGGUAAAACAAAACACAAACAAAACAACAUGGCAGGUUAAUAGGUGUUUAGAUAGACUUGUCUCCAGCUGCCAGUAGACUCCACUGUGAAGAGUUAAACAGAGCUAGUAGGGUGAACAUUUUUCUGGAGAUUAUUACUUUACUAAGUUAAUAUUUCUACAUUUUCUGGUGUUUUGUGUAUUUUUGUGUAAUUAGAUUAUUGUAAUUUCUAUUAGUGCAUCUGUGUUAUAGACUUUCUGGAUCAGCCACUGCAGUAAUUCAAACAGGAACCCAACAAGAACAUGCAUUUUGAUCCAGCUUCCAAGUGAAAUAUGUUCAUACUGUCUCUCUUCUGGGUCAUUCCUGGGUUUGCCAUGUGGGUCAAAAUUUGUAAUGAUCACUGGCUGUGGUUUCUAUACACGUUACGAGCUUCCAAGAGUCAGCUAGAUCCAAAUCGGCACUGCAAAGCAAAGGGGCUUUACUAAACCAACUCUGAAAGAAACCUCCUGCUUCUGCAAUUUUUUUCACACCAUCUGCCUAUGAAAUAUUUCAGAUGUCUGGAAGCAUAGCUUUAUAACUGGCACAAACUGAAUAAUUUAGGCUAGUACUGUGUAACAUAUGAAGAAAGCUGACAAAAAUGAACACAGGUUAAUAUUGAAAUAUUUAUUCAUGAUGCUUCUGUUCAGCCGGUUCACGCUGUGAUUUAAUUUUCUAAUUCAGUUCACUCCUGCUAAGUUUGAGAACGACGACUCCAUCAUGUAGUGGAUUCCUAUCUGGAAUAUGAUUUAUUGCAUUUUCAUAGAUGAAAUGUGAAUCUGUUUUAGGCUGUUAGAUCUCAAGCUGACUUCCUGUGUGCACAGCGCAAUCUGGCUCCUUACAUUUGUUUGCACUGCAGAUGCCUCAGUGAUUUUAGAUGUGAUGUGGUCUGACAAGGGUGUGCAUCUCUCUCUCUCUGUGUGUAUUUGCUUUUGUCGUUGUGUAGACGAAGACCCAAGAUAUUCUGAGGACACAAGGCCAUAACCAGAGUGAGAAGCUUGAUCCAUCUAAAAAAAAACCAUGAGGUGCACCAUGAGGAGGAACUGAUUGCAUUAUAUGGUUAGAAAACACAGUACAAAGCCAGGAUGAAUGUGAAAAGGAAAGAGAUGGAUUUCUUGAGCAACACUAUUGCUGCUUAUGCUCACAUUAAAGCCAAUCCAGAGAGUUUUGGCCUUUACUUUGUCAUCGGCGUCUGUUUUGGCCUGGUGCUCACUCUCUGCCUCCUGGUCAUCCGCAUUUCCUGCAAGCCUCGGACCACUACGGCGCCCCCCACGCCGGAGAAAAAACAGCUGAAAGACUAUAGUGAGGAGGAGGAGGAAGACGAGGAGAGCGAUGAUGAGGAGGAGGAAGAUGCAGGAGGCCUGGACUCCUCCAUCCGGCACAGCACCACAGAGAUCCCCAUGAGCAACCAUCUCAUCACGCCGGACGGGACACUGAGCAGGAACGUGUUCACCUCAGCCGAGGAGCUGGAGCGGGCACAGCGAUUGGAGGAAAGGGAGAGGAUCAUCAGGGAAAUCUGGAGAAACGGACAGCCGGACAUCCUGGGAACAGGGACGGGCACUAUUGGAAGAGUGCACUACUACUAACACUCCUGGACAUUUCGCUGGCUGAGUGCAGUACUUUGAAAGACUGUUAAUGGACAGCGUUUGCAAUUUUUUUCAUAUGUUAUUGUAAUCCUACAGACCACGGGUACAGCUGUUCUGUAUGCAACAUUUGGACCGGGCAAGUUGCUAUCAGUUCCUAAGUCAUGGUGCUUAUUAAAAAAAAUCAUCUUA